Messenger RNA from Loxodonta africana (African savanna elephant), 544 nucleotides. Its product is annotated as diphthamide biosynthesis protein 3-like. The transcript has a single exon. The record is from RefSeq and is a predicted model, not a curated record. Bases 260 to 508 code for a protein of 82 amino acids. Lineage: Eukaryota; Metazoa; Chordata; Mammalia; Proboscidea; Elephantidae.
UAGGCCUGUCCAAUCUCUGGCUGAAGAUGGACUUCAGGAUUGGCUUCUGUUCUGAGUUAGCAGGGAGUCGGGAGGCUGUACUCUGGGUGGUGGAGUGGGGGUGGUCAUGAAACUUCUGUCGAUUAAAAAACAAUUACCAUUAAAAAAAUAAUAAUGUCGGUGUGGAGAACGCCCUGCCCGGCUGGAGCCGGGUGAAGUUAGGCAGCUGGAGGCGGCGACAGACGGCAGGAAGGCACCCCUUUGGCUGACCCCAGCAAUAAUGACGGUGUUUCACGACCAGAUGGUGAUCGAGGACUUCCAAUAUGACGAGGCCUCGGAGUCGUAUUUCUACCCCUGCCCGUCUGGUGAUAACUUCUGUAUCACCAAAGAGGAUUUGGAGAAUGGGGAAGACGUGGCAACAUGUCCUAGCUGCUUUCUCAUUAUAAAAGUGAUUUAUGACAAAGAUCAGUUUAUGUGUGGAGAAACGGUCCCAGCCCCUUCCACCAACAAAGAAUUAGUUAAAUGCUGAAGACGGCCUUAGGAAUCGAAAUCUUGAGCAACUGGA